This is a messenger RNA of Microdochium trichocladiopsis, 576 nucleotides long. Its product is annotated as TspO/MBR family-domain-containing protein. The transcript has 2 exons. Gene Ontology annotation, cellular component: mitochondrial outer membrane. The record is from RefSeq and is a predicted model, not a curated record. The coding region runs from base 1 to 576 and encodes 191 amino acids. NCBI's taxonomy places the organism in Eukaryota, Fungi, Ascomycota, Sordariomycetes, Xylariales, Microdochiaceae.
AUGACGGCCUUCCUCUCCCACUUGAACAUGAUCCCGUACCAGGUCUUCGCCAGCCCGGCAGCCUCGAUCGUUUUACCCAUCACCCUCGGCAUGGGCGUCGGCUUCAGCACAGCGCAGACGACAAAGUCGACCUACGCCCAGAUCCGCCAACCACCCUUGCGCCCGCCCGCCGCAGUCUUUGGCCCCGUCUGGACCGUGCUGUACGGGCUGAUGGGCUACGCCGCCCACCGCGCCUACGUCGCGACCAGCGGUCCGCUGCCGACCUACCUGAGCCAGCAGGACGUGCGGGCCCUGUACUCGCUCCAGCUCGGCCUCAACCUCGUCUGGCAGCCCCUCUUCUUCGGCAUGCGCCGGCCCGCGCUCGCGCUCGCCGACAUCCUCGCCCUCGUGGGAGUCAACGGGUAUCUGACGUACUCGCUGUUCCAGGUCGACGAGGUUGCGGGCUGGUGUUUCGUGCCGUACCUGGCGUGGCUGAGCUUUGCAACGUACCUGAAUGCCGCCGUGGGGUAUUUGAACGAGUGGGAUAUUUCGGAUUCCACACUCGCAGUGCGAGCUGUCAAGGACAAGCGCAUGUAA